AUGACCUUUGCGGGCACCUUUUUAGAAGACCUUACCCCUUUGACAGAGAUUGCCGGUCUGUUUGGCCAGCCUCUUGAGGAUGCACUCGAUCAAUUGGACGUUGACAAUGAUAAGAAAUACUGCUGCGGUACGGAGGAGGCAACAAAUUGGAAAGACUGCUACUGGGCUGGAAAAACUGGAAAGGGAGUUUAUAGCUGUGAUGACAAUCACUGCAAGACCGGAAUUGAGGUAGAGUUGACAACGAGUUACUUCGGUGGUGGAGAAAGCUGUGUGGUCACGAUCGGACCGAACAUGGCAGUUUACGCGUCGGCCAAUGCAGCCAUUACGCUGUCUGCACAUCUCAAAGCAGAGAUCAACAUUGGCUCCUGGGACAUUCAGCAAACCUACCCCCAAACGAACCAAUAUCCAAUGGCCGCGCUAGAGUCUCCGAACUAUGAUGGAACCCAAACACUUGGAACCCCUUCAGUCUCGGCCUCUGUUAGUGCUGUGGGAGAGCUAGCACUUCAUCUCAAGCCCAAAGUCACAUUUGGCAUCGUAUUUGAUGACCGAUGGGAUGUUCCUGAUUGUAGCGUGGACCUUGUUCUGGACGGCUAUGUCAUUUUCCACGCAGAGGCAUCUCUAUCCACAGAUUCAGACAGCUCAUGCCCCUUCAGCUAUGGUAUCGACGCGGGAGCGAACGUUUAUGGGCUGCUCAAUGCACCAAGCCUCUACAAAUGGGGUGGAACAAUGCAAGUCCCGAUCGCCAGCGUACCACGAAAGCACGUAUAUGGACAGGAAUGGACUGGCGAGCACUAG
Messenger RNA from Penicillium digitatum Pd1, 795 nucleotides. The record is from RefSeq and is a predicted model, not a curated record. Lineage: Eukaryota; Fungi; Ascomycota; Eurotiomycetes; Eurotiales; Aspergillaceae.